AAAAAUCUAGUCUAGAUAAUAAUAUGAUAAUAUAGAAUCUAUAGAGUCUAGAUUGUCUAGAUCUAGAUCUAUUUUAUAAAUCUAAAUUAGAUCAUAGUAAAAUGUACUUUUUAAAACUCCCUAAAUUUGCAUCUAGAUCUACAUACAGAUCAUCUAGAUUUAUUUUAAACUACAAAGCGAAAGUCAAAGUUGUAAAUCUAGGACCAGGUCUGACACUGACAAGAGAGCGAGUAGGAUUGAAUCAAGAGUUUCAGUUUCACUGGACUCAAGCUCAGUGCUUAGCCCGUCUUCAUACCUCUUCUCAAGCCUGCACACAGCAUUUAACAUGGAGUUAUGUUCAUGGUGCAUCAACCAUUCCAUUGAUGGGUAUAACUAUUGGGAAGCAGCUUCAGAAAAUGGUUGAGUCACAGCCAAACAAAGUUGCAAUGAUUUUUGCCAAAGAAAAAAUAAUGUUGACAUUUGUUGAAUUGUUAAAUAAGGUUGAUAUGUUGGCUGCAGGAUUUAAAACCCUAGGAAUUCGUCAUGGUGACAGAGUUGGAGUAUGGGGACCUAACUCAAUAGAAUGGGUACUCACUCAAUAUGGAACUGCCAGGGCUGGAAAUAUUUUGGUCAAUAUUAAUCCAAGCUACAGAAAAGAUGAAUUAAAAUAUGCCUUACAAAAGUCUGGUUGUAAAGGUCUUGUAGCUGCUCCAGGAUGUAGAGGGCUGGAUUACAUCAACAUGUUAAAGGAGAUAAUACCAGAAAUGAAUUUGACACCUUAUGGGGCACCAAUCACUUCCAAAGAGCUCCCGAAUUUGAAAUAUAUCUUCACAAUGGGUUCUGAAAAAUAUCCAGGUACUCUAUGUUUUGAUGAUUUUAUUUCCCUAGCUUCACCUUCAGAAAGAGAACACAUUAUGGAUGUUCAAAACAACUUUCAAUUUGAUGAUCCUAUAAACAUUCAGUUUACCUCAGGCACAACUGGCUCCCCUAAAGGUGCAGUCCUCAGUCAUCAUAACAUAGUCAACAACAGCUUCUUUGUGGGUCUGAGAUGUGGCUAUCAUGAGCAUGACUCAGUCAUCUGCAUUCCAGUUCCUUUGUAUCAUUGUUUUGGUAUGGUCAUGGGAUGUUUACAGAGCAUUACCCAUGGUGCAACAGUGGUGUUUCCUUCACCUUUGUUUGAUCCUGCAAGUGUUUUGAGUGCUGUGGAAACAUACAGGUGUACCUCCCUUUAUGGUGUGCCUACAAUGUUUAUUGACAUUCUUAACCAUCCAAUGUGUGACAAGACAGACCUGUCAACACUUAUCACUGGCAUUAUGGCUGGUUCACCUUGUCCCAUUGAAACUGUCAGAGAUGUUUUGAAGCGUAUGAACAUGGAAAAAUUUACUGUGUGUUAUGGCUCCACAGAAACUAGUCCAGUAUCUUUUCAGUCCACUGGAAUGUGUUCUUUAGACAAGAGAGUGUCUACUGUAGGCAAAGUAUUGGAUCAUAUUGAGGCUAAGAUAGUGGACUCUGAUGGACGUGUAGUACCUAUUGGUGUUCCAGGUGAACUGUGCACUAGAGGGCCAAGUACAAUGUUAGGUUAUUGGGAUGACCCUGAAAAGACAAAGCAGGCUGUGACACUGGAUAAAUGGUAUCACACAGGAGAUUUGGCUGUAAUGACAGAAGAAGGCUACUGCAGCAUUGUGGGUAGAAUUAAAGAUAUGUUGAUCCGUGGUGGAGAAAAUAUUUACCCUCUGGAAAUAGAACAGAUUAUGUAUGAACAUCCACAGAUCAAAGAUGUCCAGGUCAUAGGUGUUCCUGACGCCAGGCUGGGUGAGCAAGUUUGUGCAUGGAUUAUUGUUAAAAGUGGAAUGACAUUAACAGUUGAAGAAGUGAAAGAGUUUUGCAAAGAUAAGAUGGCAAGAUACAAAAUUCCCCAUUACAUUUUAUUUGUAGAUGACUUUCCUAAAACUGUGACUGGUAAAAUUCAGAAGUUCAUCAUGCGAGAAGAAAGUAUUAAGAUCCUAGGUCUACCUGGCAAGUUAUAACAGGCUGUGGACAAUUGGAUGUUGUAUUAUUUAAAUGAGUAUUUCACAUUACAUUGGCACAAAAUUGGGAAGAAUAGCUAUUAGCUUUAAAAAUAUUUAAACAGAUUGAAAAAAAUAAUGGUAGUAUAGCUAGUUAAUUGAAAUGCUCAGAGGGUUAAGAUAGUUAAGUGUCAUUUCUAAUUUCAUACUUAAAAAAUAAUAAAAAGAAUAUUAAAUGUAUUGGAGAUUUUCAUUCGUGGUGGAAAAAAUCAUAAAUAGGCUAGCAUAUUGGUGUAUAUGGUGUACAAAAUCAAGAAAAUGUUGAUUAGCUUUGUUUUUUAAAAGGUAUAGGGUAAUUUUUGUGCACCACAGAAUCAAAUGUUCUAAGCUCUUCUGUUUGUAGCACCAAAUAAUUGCAAUAUGGAGGAAGCAUCAGACUUUCACUCUAUGACUUAAAACUUAUUUCAAAACAAAUGGGCAACUAACUAGCAGUAAUAGAGACAAUUUGACACAAAGAUCAACUGCCUCUCUUUGAGCUAUUGUUAAAAUUAUAUCUCAAUCCUUGUUUUUUUUUUAGUUGGCAUCAGAGACAUUCGAUUUAGCAUCCUUGACAUUGUUUAGUUUUGCAAAAACCUCCAUCAAGUUUAUUUUGGCUCAAACAUUUGGAGAUUUAAAAAAAAAAAAAUUAACUAGAUUUGACUUAAUCUGUUAUUGUUCUUUGUGUACUCAGUUUUUUUUCUAUCAAUAUACACAUUAAAAACAAAAGACUUCAGCACAAAAUCAAUUUAUUAUAUUUUUCUGAACCAAAGAUGUGGCUAAAUCAUGAAAUAAAAUAAUGUUAUAUAAAGAUUCAUCUAUCAGCUGUAUUAACCAUCAUAUAUGCUAGCCUUUUAUGGUUUGAAUUUUGUGUAAUAGAAGAAUGGUAUGUUCUAUAUCACUCCCAUUUGUGGGAGGCUCACUAAAGAGAAUAAAGCUAAUGCUACAAUAAUAUCAGUUCCAUCUCUUUGUCUAUAGGCACAUUUCUUCUUCUAGCCAGCUUUUUGCUACUGAGCUGUAGACCUUUUUUUUUACUUUGUGCCAAGGAAAAAUAGCUUGCAGUUUGUUUUUUUCAGUAAGUGACACAUUUAUACUUGGUACUUGGUGUGGAUAAUUGGGUAUUUUUAAAAAUUAAUAAAAGCAUUUUUCAUUUAAGAAAUAUUUUAUUUCAUGCAUUGUUGCUAUUGGAAAAAUACAAAUACAGAAGGUUGUACAAAUACUUAGACUGUAUUUUAGGUUGAUUAGCCACACCAGAUUCUGCCCCGUCUCAAGACGAAACCAUAACCAGUGACUCAUCUGGGCACAUCUAUUGCCUUCUGAGACAAAAAAUAGCCAUAUAUCUCUAUAUCUAUAUUUUAGGUGGAGCUAAGAAUGAAGCCUGUACCGUUGUUGGGUUUAUCUUUGUCUGAUUCAAAUACUUUAUUUUAUGUAAUUAUUUUAUUUGACCUUAAUGUAAAGUUAAUGAAGUUCGUUGUGAUCUAGUUUAGAUAAUAAGCAGCAUGAGGAAACUUUAUAAGACAAAACAUUCAACCAUUGGAUGGCUAUCUGGUCAUGUGGUAUGUCCUUUGGACUGCCGUCUUAAUGGUCCCAGGGUCAAACCCUACCCACCACCAUCCCUUGUAGCCCUGAAGAAGAUUUGGGUUUGGAUGCAAUAAUCUUCAAUUCUCAUGGAACAUCUGAAACA
This is a messenger RNA of Biomphalaria glabrata, 3705 nucleotides long. RefSeq names its product medium-chain acyl-CoA ligase ACSF2, mitochondrial-like. Gene Ontology annotation, molecular function: medium-chain fatty acid-CoA ligase activity. NCBI's taxonomy places the organism in Eukaryota, Metazoa, Mollusca, Gastropoda, Planorbidae. The transcript is spliced from 14 exons. The record is from RefSeq and is a predicted model, not a curated record. The coding region runs from base 102 to 2006 and encodes 634 amino acids. Gene Ontology annotation, biological process: fatty acid metabolic process.